CAUUAGAUGAUAGUGAUAAGUUUUUCAUGUAUGUAGUUCAUAUGUUUUAAUCGCUGUUUAUUGUUAUUAAGUGCUGUGCAUAGUAUCUUAGUAAUUUUACUUUUAUGAACCCGCCUUAAAGCAAUUAGAUGUGGGGUAUUUUAAAAUCAAUGAAUCGACUUGAAUUCGUAAGUCCCAACCCAUAAGUUUGGAAUAACUAGACUAUGAAUGUCUGCUUAUUACUCAGUUUUUAAAAUAAAAAUAUCAAUAGUCAAUAUACAAUAGAAAUGUAUUUUUUUUGUUUAAUGAGUUUCACGGUUAUUUUAUUAUACAUUUAUGCGCAGACGAAUACGCUAUUAAGGCAAUUUCGUAUAAUGUUUAUGAAUGAUUGUUUCUAUCUCUCUUUUUAACUCGGUUUUUGACGUCCGAAUCAUAAUGCAAUUAGCAACGACCAUAAUUAAUACAACGCAUGUGAUUUUACCGAUUUCCAAUGUUUACACUAUUCGAUGUUUAACCGUGAGAUGACGUUGCACACUUCACCACAGUUUACAAAUUUGAUUGUUAUAACGAUCUAUGAUAUUUUAAAAACAGAUUGUAUUUCUAAGCUGUGAGCCAGUGAAUUGAUAUAAUAAAUUGCAACAUUUACAAUGUAAAUGUUCAUAAAAUUAUGUCCGACUGCUGUGUUUGUUAUCCUUCGCGUUUAACCUUAAAGUAUUUAUACCGCGCCGCUGUUGCGUUCGAAACAUGUAUUUGUAAUAAUAUAAAUUGACAUACAAGGCAAAAAAUAUUUGACACAAAUUUUAUUGAUCUUGUCAAAGCAAAACCUAGAUGUGUUCAAUACCAAAGGCAGAUGCCUUGAAUUCAUUUACACGAUGUCCUGGACUGUACUGUGGAAGGGAACUGUUACCUGAUGGGAACUGGACAGAUUGCGGUGCAUGUCCUAGAGGAUUUAGGGCAAAUACUUCUUCAAUAUGUGUGCCUUGUAACGAUGAACCUAUGUUUUAUGACUGGUUGUAUCUUGGUUUUAUGGCAUUGUUAGCUUUAGUGUUACAUUGGUUUUGUAUCGAUAAGGUAUCUAUGCGACGAAAUAUACCUAAGGAAGUGAUAGCAUUGUAUUUGUCUGCCUUAUUCGAGGUUGUCGCUGCAUCACUCAUCACUUUGCAAGUAACUGAACCUAUAAGUACUUUCAGAAUUACAUCAUGUAGAGCUACUAAACUCUCAGACUGGUAUACAUUGUUGCAUAAUCCUAGCCCAAAUUAUGAAGAAUCUCUACAUUGCACACAAGAAGCUGUUUAUCCAUUGUACACAAUGGUCUUUAUUUUUUAUGCUCUAGGAAUAGCUAUUAUGUUAUUGAUAAGACCAUUAAUAGCUAAGAAAUUUUUACCAGUCCAAGGGAAAUUUUCAAUUUAUGCUGCUCUUUACUUUUAUCCAAUUUUAGCAUUGCUUCAUGCAGUUGGUGGUGGUCUGAUAUAUUAUUCAUUUCCACAUAUAACAAUAAUAUUAUCUGUUUUAUCUAAUGCAGCACACUUUGCAUUUAAAUUAAAUCAGACAAUGAAAUCAUUAUUGGUGAGUUCUGUAUCGAAUAUGAAGAAUGUGAUAGUUAUUCUAGGUCAUUGGCUCUUACACGGAUACGGUAUCGUUUCCAUCGCGACUUUGUACGGUCUCAACAUUCAUCCAGCGAUGCUUGCUCUAGUUCCGUUACCUGCGUUAUUUUAUAUUCUUACAGCCAGAUUUACAGAUCCAGAAAAACUGCAUACCGAAUAAAUAUUGUUCUAAAAAUUGAGUACCAACAUAAUUGCACAAAAUAUAAUUAUCUUUAAAAAUAAUAUAAUGGGAAAAUCAUAACACUUCAUGUCUUUGCUAUAUGCAUAUUUAAUUAUACACACUUGCAGUUGGCAAAAAGAAUACAUGAUUGGAUUAAAUAAAUGCCAUUACAUAAAUAUAUUAAACAAGUGGUUAUGCUUGAUAAAUAGAAUGGUUCAUCACACAGCGAUUAACUUAAUUCUUUGGCACAAAUGUUAGAACAACAGUGCUCUUUCCAGAUAUAGGAACCUUGUUAGAGGACAGCUUUGUUCUGAAACAAAGGAUGAACGUAUUAUACAAUAAUUAUUUUUUAUUGUUUCGAAAAGUAAAAGAAAUACAUAGUUGUAUAGUAAUUUACCUUAUUGUUUCACCCUCUUGUACAUAAUUAGGGCUGUGUGCUACCACACUGACUUCAGACGAAACUUGUGGUAAUGUAGACAAAUCCACUACUGUGGGUUCUUCUGCUGUUUGAUAUGCUACUAAGUAGCCAGGAUUGCCACUCUUCAACCUAAACAUUUAAUUAUAAUUGUAAUAUUAAUUUAAUAAUUUGACAAUAAACGAAGAAAAACAAUUAAAGCAAUUAAUUAGAUUAAUUUACAUGUAUACUUGGUUAAUUAAAACGAAGAUUAUUACACAAUUAUUUCUACAAAAGAUGGAUUUCAUGCAAUAUGUUAAUAAGUUAGAACUCACCAGCUCCUGUGUAGUAUAGAAGGAAGCGUGAAACAUGGUAAAUUAAUCUUUGGUUAGCAAAUUACAUAAUACAUUUUUGUAAGGUGUAUGUUACUUAAGCUCUAGGUAUUAUUGUUAAACGAUAAUUCUAAUGUUUGUAGCAAUUGAAAUCUAAAUCGGUAUAAUAUUUUUCUUAUGUAUGAAUAAAUUUAAUUAAGUCAAUUCUACCUCUUAAAAAUAGUUAAUGUUAUCUAUAAAGAUUUAAUUUAUGUUACUCCUUAUUAUUAAGUUAUAAAGAAAAUGUAGUGCAUGUGAUGAAUAAUUUUGAAUAUUAAUAGUCAAUUUUUUACAUUACCUUGUGUACGCAAAUACUGUUCCGUUAACAGUCCGAGGUAACGUCUCUCCAUAAAGGAAUGUUACACUCUCACGUGCUUUGGAUAAAGUUGCAAAUGCAUCCUUUGCAGAUAAAGUAUCGUUUAAGGUGAGUAUUGGAGUACCAGGCAAAAGUAAAGUCAUGAGCGUUAAACUGUCUGCUAUAUCUGCAGGCAUUCUCUGUCUCAAAGUAUUUCUUUUACCAUUGAGCUGAAAUGUGUAUACAAGAUUAUAAACUAAGGAUCACGAUUGAAAUCUUAUCGACAGAUAUCACAGAAACUUACAUCCCAAGCAGGCCAUGAAGUGAAUUCUAGCCAAUGCGAGAUACCUUUAUGUAAAGUUGUGGAAUUUAUACUACUAUUAGCAGUUAUAAGAAACUGAGAACUUUGUGGGAUGUCGAUCAGUCUUUUCUUCUCAUUGUAAACUUGUAAAAUAUCAGUUCCAAUGUCAUCUUGAAGAGCAAACAAUCUGGCAAAAAAAUAUUGUAAUUAUAGAUUUGUUAUAAAAUGCGUUUAGUAAGCGCAAUAG
Molecule: messenger RNA, 3351 nt
Organism: Nomia melanderi (Alkali bee)
Lineage: Eukaryota; Metazoa; Arthropoda; Insecta; Hymenoptera; Halictidae
Product: JNK1/MAPK8-associated membrane protein
Biological process (GO): ERAD pathway; response to unfolded protein
Cellular component (GO): membrane
Molecular function (GO): ubiquitin protein ligase binding
Source: RefSeq, a predicted model, not a curated record